Messenger RNA from Brugia pahangi, 201 nucleotides. The record is from the annotation of a GenBank genome assembly. Lineage: Eukaryota; Metazoa; Nematoda; Chromadorea; Rhabditida; Onchocercidae.
AUGGAAAUCUUAAUCGGUCACACUUCUUUCUGCUGUGACAACGAUGAACCUACGACAACGAGAAAUCCUUCCUUUCCUCCUAAAUUGUUUUUUUCAUUGAUUUUAGGGAGAAAAUUUACUACUAUCCACACUUUCGUGUUGUUUACUUUGCUUAACGAAGUAAACUAUGAUAACAACUUAUUAGAGCUAUUUACUAAUUAA